UUACUAACUCUAUGGUGCAGUAAAUAAACAUGGCCGCCGAUUGGGCUAUGACGAUGUAAACUUUUGUUUGUUGUUUAUUCGUUUUCUAAAUAAUUUUGAAAUGAUUAGUGAUUUUGAAAACUUAUCCCUUAGUGGAAAUAAUCCUGCAAAUAACCAUGGAGAUCCUUUCUCCCAUACGGAAUUAACGCCUGAACAGCAGAAAACAUUAAUAGACAUUAGAAGACGGAAAACAGAAUUGUUGUUGGAAAUACAGAUUGUUUUGGAGUGGCGUUUGUUGUAG
Molecule: messenger RNA, 280 nt
Organism: Diatraea saccharalis (sugarcane borer)
Lineage: Eukaryota; Metazoa; Arthropoda; Insecta; Lepidoptera; Crambidae
Source: the annotation of a GenBank genome assembly